GCUACACUUCAUCUUUGUCUCGAUCAUCAGUGUCUCCUUGGCAUACGUUUGAGUUGACACUGGGAGGAAUCCGUUUCAUCGGCCCCAUGGACCACGGGACGCAUCCUGCGCCCCCCCUGUUGGAGGUGGAUGUGGAUCUGGGUUUUGCGCUCUUCUUCCUCUUCCUCUUGUGCUUCUUCCUGCUGGUGACGGUGGUGCGCUGUGCCCAGAUGGUGGUGGACCCCUACGGUUCCAUCUCCACCUCCACCUACCAGGAGGAGCAGAUUACCUGAAGACUUUGACCGUUCGCCAUGGUAGAUGUGAAGAUACUGCAGACCUGACCUCAAAUAUGGUUCCGAAAAAAUACCGAUAGUUAAAUCAUA
Syngnathus acus (greater pipefish) is the source of this 362-nucleotide messenger RNA. RefSeq names its product cortexin domain-containing 1-like. The record is from RefSeq and is a predicted model, not a curated record. The transcript has a single exon. Lineage: Eukaryota; Metazoa; Chordata; Actinopteri; Syngnathiformes; Syngnathidae. The coding region runs from base 87 to 272 and encodes 61 amino acids.